UUGAUCAUGAAGCUGUGGAUCCCGAGCCUUCUUUGCUUCCUCUUGGCGCUUGCCGUCGCGCAAGAGAGCCUCGACGACGUCGCCGACGAGCGCUACUACGACGCCGCGACGACCCAAGCGAUUGCCUUUAUCAAGAAGAAGAUGAAAGCGCACUCGAUCACUGGCAUGGGCGUCGCCGUCGUCCGCAACAACAAGACGGUUCUUGCAACGGGGUUCGGGCUCAAGCGUGCCAACGUCUCGUCCGACGUUGUGCGCUCCACGACGGGCUUUGAGAUCGGGUCUGUCUCCAAGACGCACAUUGCGAUCGCUCUCGCCAAGCUCGUCGACGACGGGAAGCUCCAGUUCGCCGACACGGUCAAGUCCCGACUUCCGUGGUUCACACUCCAAGACAAGUACGCCGAGGCCCACACGACCAUUGGUGACUUGCUCGCGCACAACUCGGUGCUCACUGAUGACGGCGACGUACCGAUGUUCUUUGGCCGCUGGGCGUCCGAGCGCGACAACGUCGAGAACCUUGCGUUCUUGCAGACGUAUCGCGAGUUCCGAGCCGGGUAUUCCUACGCCAACCUCGGGUACCAAGUGCUCGGGCAGGUCAUCGAGGCUGUGUCGGGGCUCUCGUGGCACGAGUACCUCCAGCAUACGAUCUGGACACCGCUCGGUAUGAAGUCGACGUACGCGCACGCGGGCUUGGCGCCGCCAGGGCAGCUGUCGUUUGGUCACUACGUUUGCAACAAGACGGUGAUCGGGCCCUACCCGCUCUUCACCUCGAGCCUGACGAUAUUGAACCCCUCGUCGCCGUUCGUGGCGGCGGGCUCGAUCGUCUCGACUCCGGCAGACAUGGCGAUCUUCACGCGAUUUGUUCUGCAACAUGGCGCCGGUAUCUUCAAAUCGCCGGCGCUCGUCAAGAACCUCGCGACGGGCUACGCGAGUCUUCCUCCCACCCGCGCCGCUGGUAUGACGGCCUACGGCUUCGAGUACGACCCCGAAGGCAACGCAUAUGGUGUUGGCUACGGCUACGACAUGACAGGUGCCCUCCUCUUUGGGCACCGGUACUUCACGAAAUCCGGGGCCACGAUGGCCCACUUCACCGAGACGGGGUAUGCUCCGGGCGCCAACUUGGCCGUGACGCUGCUCUCCAACACGGCCGUGAGCGGCGGGCCCAGCCACGAUCACGCCGUCUUGACGCUCAUGCAAGUAUACAUUCUCGGCAUCUACCUCGGUGUUCCCCGCAGCAAGCUCGACGCGACAUGGGACACCGCGUUUGCCCUGGCCGACAAGCUGUACCCGGCUCAACCUUGCGACAGCCAUUUCUUUGGGAAGGAGCCGUGGCCGAGUGCCGACUUGCCCGUGCCGGGCGCGUCCACCCUCGCUGGCACGUAUGCGUUUGCAUCAUCGCCCACGUACAGCGGCCCCAUUACGGUCCACGCGACGCAAGACAAGCUGUCCAUGCGCUACUACUCGUACGACGCGCCGCUCCUGCCGCUCGGGAACAAUACGUUUGUGUGGGCCAUCGACUUUAUGGCAUCGACGUUCGUUGUGCCGUUUACGACCCAGCCGGACGGCAGCGUCGCGCUCGAGUUCUUUGGGUCCGUUGCCGUCAAGGGUUAGGGAGUACAUGUACCGGCAAACUAAACAUGGAUGCACAGUGUUUUUCAC
Molecule: messenger RNA, 1656 nt
Organism: Saprolegnia diclina VS20
Lineage: Eukaryota; Oomycota; Saprolegniomycetes; Saprolegniales; Saprolegniaceae
Exons: 2
Coding region: 7-1608 (533 amino acids)
Biological process (GO): antibiotic catabolic process
Cellular component (GO): outer membrane-bounded periplasmic space
Molecular function (GO): beta-lactamase activity
Source: RefSeq, a predicted model, not a curated record